AGGAUCUUUCAUUUCACACCCCCAAGCUGAGUGUAUCCCCAUUAGCUAGGCAAAAAUAGGAGGGGACCACUUCCCGGCCCAGGCACACACAUAUCCCAAAAAGGAAAUACAAAGUCACGAUUUUGUUUCCCUUUUUUUUUUAUAUCUUCAUUGGACACGCUUAUGUAGCCAACCUAAAGAUUGAUGAAUAACGUAUUUAAACUGGCAGAUAGUUUAGAAGCUUUAGUAGACCAAGCUCAACCUAAUCUCGAUCGACUUGUGGACACGAGUCAAAAGAGAGUGUCUGAAUUAGUAGACAAAAAUAAAAAGAUGGUAACUGAUAUUUUAGAUCAAAAGAAACAGCUUGAAUCAAAUAUUGAAUUAAAACGUGAUCGUAUUGCGGAAUAUGAAGCAAAAUUACAACACAUCAACAUACCCACUCGUCCUUCUCCAAGCUCACAAGAACAACGACAACGCCAUCAAUCACUAGCAAAGCAAAAUGACUAUUUAAAAUCAGAUCGAGACAAACUUAAACAAGCUAUUCAAAGAAAGAAAGAUGAACAACAGAGUAAACAAGAGCAAGACACCACCCUCUUAUCACGAACAAAAGCUGAAUUACAAGCAUGUAUUGAAGUAACCAAGAUGGAAAUGAUCAAUAAACCGGGUGGUAAUGAAGUCAAGAUUGUCAUGAAAGCUAUUAAUCCACAUGAUCCUGAACAAGUGUUUAGUUUGACUCAUUAUUUAGAUGAACACAUGGAUUACAAAAUUAUUCAAAUCGACCCACCUUUACCGCAAAGUUUCUUGUUUCCAUUACUAGAAGAUUUAAACAUGUCUCGUGAUUUCUAUGGCUUUUUGAAAAAGAUUCGAAGUGCUUUUAAAGAUAUGGUGAAAGAAUAAAAAUUGAAUCACAGAAGCCAACGUCAUUUUUUUUUGUGGAACAAGGAGGUCUGCAGCAAGGGCAUUUAUUUUUUUUAUUUUUUCUUUUUUUUUUUUU
Molecule: messenger RNA, 973 nt
Organism: Gilbertella persicaria
Lineage: Eukaryota; Fungi; Mucoromycota; Mucoromycetes; Mucorales; Choanephoraceae
Exons: 5
Coding region: 184-876 (230 amino acids)
Biological process (GO): chromosome segregation
Cellular component (GO): Ndc80 complex
Source: RefSeq, a predicted model, not a curated record